Molecule: messenger RNA, 819 nt
Organism: Aspergillus japonicus CBS 114.51
Lineage: Eukaryota; Fungi; Ascomycota; Eurotiomycetes; Eurotiales; Aspergillaceae
Product: Mpv17/PMP22 family protein
Exons: 2
Cellular component (GO): membrane; cytoplasm; mitochondrion
Source: RefSeq, a predicted model, not a curated record
CCACGGAGAUAUCAAUCCUCCUCCCCAGCGUCCAAACCAGACCCCUCAACAAAAGCCUCCUCCCCACCACUCAAUGCACAAACAGCUGCCUCAGCCUCGGGCGCUCCGGUCGUCCCGACGCCGACCGCCGCACAGACGGGCUCGCGAUCGCUGCUUCAAAUCAUCCAGGCUGGCCCUGUGGGAAGAGUGGCGCGAGCGUACUCGCGGGUCCAGGAGCGCCGGCCGUAUGCGACGCAGCUGUGGAGCUCGGUUAUCAUCUAUCUCUGCGGCGAUCUGAGUGCACAAUUACUGUUUCCCGCGGAUCCGGCCCCGGCGACGGCGACGGCACAGUCUUUGGAGGGAGACAAGGAAGCAGGGAAAGCUGCGGCGGGUAGCGAAGAAAAGAAGGAAGAGAGGACUGGUGGAGGAUAUGAUCCGCUGAGAACGCUGCGACAUCUGACGGUCGGGGUGGGAUCGAGUAUCCCGACGUUCAAAUGGUUCAUGUUCCUCCACAACAACUUCAACUACUCGUCCAAAUUCCUCUCGAUCUUGACCAAGGUCUGCGUGCAGCAGGCGGUUUUCACCCCGGUCUUCAAUACCUACUUCUUCAGUCUCCAGUCUCUGUUGACGGGCAAGUCGUUGGAGGAGACCUUUGAACGGCUGAAGCUGGCGCUGCCAGUCAGUAUCUCGAACAGCGUGAAGCUGUGGCCGGCUGUCACGGCAUUCAGCUUCAUGUACGUGUCGCCCCAGUUCCGCAGCAUCUUCUCGGGUGUUAUUGCGGUGGGAUGGCAGACGUAUCUGAGCUGGUUGAACCAGAAGGCGGCGCGGGAGGUCGAGGCA